AAGAAGAAGAAGAAGAAGAAGAAGAAGAAGAAGAAGAAGAAGAAAAAGAAGAACCUCCAUAUGAAAUUUGUUAUGGGUGCGUUCGUAAAUUGCCUCCAGUGUGUCAGAGUGGGCUGUGGGUCUUUUGUAAAUUCAGAACGUUUUGCUCUCGGAGCGUUCAGCUCUGGCUGAAGAGUAGGCUUGAUCCGAGCGUCUGAUCUCACAAAAGCAGUCAAGCUAGCUAACUGGCUAGACACAAAUGAGAGAACCUCACUCUGGCCAUUGUACUUGUUAUCUACAGAGUUAGUGACUGUAACUGUGCUGCUGGCAACAACUGAAUUACUUGUUUUGCCUACGUUUACUGACACCCGUCAGAUUCAGCAUAGUGAAUUUUCGAACGCACCCUCUAAUCAGGCAUAAUUGAGCCAGCCAACCUGUAUGGUCAUUUCGUGGUCCUUCUUCCCGAGUGACCAACGACGAGAAAUCCGUGAUCCGACCUUUUUCCGUGUAUGUUAUUUUUGUUUAGUUAGCCAAGUAAAAUGUACUACAAGUUAAAUGCAGUUACACAAAGACUUGUCCAAUCGUCACCGAGUGCUUACAACCCUCAGGGAUUGCGGAUAACAGUGCCCACUCAGCCUCCCCCAAUGAUCUUUGCCACACCCACCAAAUAUGUGUCAGAGGCAGGGAACAUGGUGGAGUACCUGGGACACAACAAAGUCCCUGACCUACAGAAACUCUUCCAGAAGUCUGAUGGUGUCCCUGUGCACCUGAAGGGAGGCCUGAUGGACAAGAUGCUGUACAGGACUACCAUGGCCCUGACCAUCGGUGGGACCCUCUACUGCCUGAUGGCUCUCUACAUCGCUGCCCAGCCUCGGAAGUGAUCAGCUUCCUCCUCUUCAAGGGUCCAGCAGGAUUCUAUAUUAUUCAGAUUAGGAGCAAUAAUGUGGAUAAUGAUUAUGCUCACUGUCGGUCAAGGAAAAGGAUUGCUUUACCCCUCAAAAGUAUAUAUUACCCCUCCAUGUCUUAGUAUUGCCUAGUUUCAUGUUAGGGUUCCCUUCUGCAAGAUUUCAUCAGACUCAAAUAAUCUCUUGUUUGUAAAAUGGAGGAGAAAUCUAGUUUAUCACUACUGCUGGCCCAUCUUACUGGCUCUGUUUAUGUGUGCUUGUGCAAGUUGUACAUGUGUAUCUCUACUGACGUUUCAGUAAGUUUCCUAUACAACCAGUACCAUUUCAGUGGUUCAAUAACUACAACUGCUGAUCAACAAUCUAAAAAUAACAUCAGUCUGACCAUGUUUUCUGUCAGCGCCACGUAUGUGUUUGGAAAGGAUUUGGGGUCUCAUGUAUGAAGUUAGGUUCUCUUUUGUUUGGACGAGUGAGUGGACAGGGCUAGCACCUUUCAAAGCUAACAAUGAGGUGGUACUUCAAGUUGUGUGAUCAUUAGUGAGUGUCUGUAAUAAUACUCUGAACGUCCCUAUGUUAUGGUGCAGAGGUUCUGAGUUGUCAUUUAGGCUGUGUCUUAACUGACAAUGUCCUGUAAAAAGAGUGCACGCAUAGUGGAUUGCAAGGAGUAUCCGACAAGUCAUAAUUUUGUCUUGGGGAUAAUAAAGUACAUUCUGUUUGUAAAUCAUAACAAAAUUAAAGAAAUCAUUUUUUUUUU
Molecule: messenger RNA, 1635 nt
Organism: Salmo salar (Atlantic salmon)
Lineage: Eukaryota; Metazoa; Chordata; Actinopteri; Salmoniformes; Salmonidae
Product: cytochrome c oxidase subunit 7A2-like, mitochondrial
Biological process (GO): mitochondrial respirasome assembly; mitochondrial electron transport, cytochrome c to oxygen; regulation of oxidative phosphorylation
Cellular component (GO): respiratory chain complex IV
Source: RefSeq, a predicted model, not a curated record